Messenger RNA from Sus scrofa (pig), 3171 nucleotides. RefSeq names its product proteasomal ATPase associated factor 1 (gene PAAF1). The record is from RefSeq and is a predicted model, not a curated record. Gene Ontology annotation, molecular function: protein binding. NCBI's taxonomy places the organism in Eukaryota, Metazoa, Chordata, Mammalia, Artiodactyla, Suidae.
CUCCUGGGUCUCUGAUUCACUCUACAAAUGAUCACUGAGUACCUAUCACAUACCAAGCACUAUGCUAGAGUUGAGGAUACAUGAGUGACCAAAACAGAGACAGUUCCUGCCUUUAUAGAGUUUACAAGCUAGACAAGUAAAUAGGUUAUUUACUUGUGUACAGUGUGUACAAAAAGCGAAGAUGGGGAACAGAGCAGAGGAAUACCUAAGCCAGACAAGAGCAGGACUAGACACCUGAAGGCUUCCUGGAGAAAGUGAUUUCUAAAUUGAGACUUGAAGGAUAAAUAGGAGUUGGCCAGAGAUAUAAAGGAUAUUCCUGGUCAAUGGAAGAAAACGAUGGGGGUUCUGAGACAGAAUUUGACAUGAGAGGAACUGAAAGUUCUACAUGAUGAGAGAAAAGUGAGUACAGGAAAAUUAAUGAAACUGGUGAGAUGAGAAAGUAUCUGAUCACGGCAAGGCCUUGUGAAUCAUGUUAGGGUGUUCAGAGAGCAAGUGAGAAGUCACAAGAAGGAUUUAAGCACUCUAUAGCCCUACACAAAACACAUUUGCUUUGGAGGCAGUAUAACCUAAGGGAGAGGGGAAAAUGGGCUUCGAAAACAGACUUGGACUGGAAACAGCCUUGUCACUGACUCAUUGAGUGUCUUUGAGCAAAUUACUUCAUAAUCUCUCUUGAAAAAAAGAUAUCUACCUCACAGGAUCAAGACUAAACGAGAUAAUGCAUGUAAGGAGUCUGGCACAUCCAAAGAGUUCAGUAAAUGAUAGCUCCUAUUACUAUACAUGUUUCCUCUUCCUAAAAACACUGUGAGCUCUUUAAAGGCAAGAGGCAAACCUCUUAGAACAAGUACGGUAGGAAGAACAGUGCCUUGGAUCCUAAGCCAAGAAAUCCAGGUUUGAAUACAGGCACCUCGCCUUGCUAUGCACACGCAUUAGCAUGUAAUCUUUUAAAGUGUCCUUCUAAGGUAGUAUUUAACUCGCAGAGUUACUGUACGGAUUAAUAUGCUAAUAAGUGAUAUGUGCUUAGACUACAACAGGACUCAAAUAAAUGCUGCCUUUUCUUUCCCCACCACGACCCGGCUUCAGUCUUUACUGGAUUAAAAAGAGAAAGACUUUUGCUUAGGGAAGGCUCGAUGGUCGGCAGCUCGUUCGCGGAGGCCAGCGUGGACUAGGAAGGCAUGGAAAGAAUGGAAAAGCAGAGAAAUCCAGGCGGCAAAGUUACUUAAAGUCCUCUCCCCACUACAGAGCGUACGCAUGCGCGCGCGCAGCCGCCGGGCACAUCCCGAUUGCGCCCGCUAUGCUUCACCGCGCUAGGACUUGGAACACAGUGCUCACCCAACAGGCCAACUAGAGGACCCAAGCGCGCCCUCCUGCACAACGGCGUCAAUUUUGCAGGCAAUUGGAACUCUUCCGACCCUCCCGUCAGGAACAAGCCUACUGUGAGAUGCACGCGCCUGCAAAGGGGUAGGGAGGGGAAGAGGACCCCCCCCCCGCCACAUUUCAUUGGUGGCCUCUUGGUGUAGAUCCCGCCCUUCGUUCUGCACGCGUCGCCUUCGGGGGCACCCACUUCCGGGGUAGAGCGGAAGAGGCGGGCUGGUGGAGGCGGGGUCAAGAUGGCGGCGCCUUUGAGGAUUCAGAGCGACUGGGCUCAAGCCCUCAGGAAGGAUGAAGGGGAGGCCUGGCUGAGCUGUCACCCCCCAGGGAAACCAACUUUGUACGGCAGCCUGACUUGUCAAGGAAUUGGCCUUGAUGGCAUCCCAGAGGUUAUAGCUUCGGAAGGAUUUGUUGUGAAUGAAAUAAACAAGAAGAGCAUUCAUAUUUCAUGUCCAAAGGAAAAUGCAUCUUCGAAGUUUUUGGCACCAUAUACUACUUUUUCAAGGAUUCAUGCAAAGAGUAUAACAUGCCUGGACAUUUCCAGCGGAGGAGGCCUUGGGGUGUCUUCUAGUACCGAUGGGAGCAUGAAAAUCUGGCAGGCUUCCAAUGGAGAGCUCAGGAGAGUAUUGGAAGGACAUGUGUUUGAUGUGAAUUGUUGCAGGUUUUUCCCAUCAGGCCUUGUGGUUCUGAGUGGGGGAAUGGACGCCCAGCUGAAGAUCUGGUCAGCUGAAGAUGCUAGCUGCGUAGUGACCUUUAAAGGUCACAAAGGAGGUAUCCUAGAUACAGCUAUUGUUGAGCGGGGCAAGAAUGUGGUAUCUGGUUCUCGAGAUGGGACAGCUCGACUUUGGGAUUGCGGCCGCUCAGCCUGCCUGGGAGUCAUUGCAGACUGUGGUUGUUCCAUCAAUGGAGUGGCUGUGGGUGCUGCUGACAACUCUAUAAACCUCGGCUCCCCUGAGCAGACACCCAGCGAACGGGAGGUUGGAACAGAGUCGAAAAUGCUGCUGUUGGCCCGCGAAGAUAAGAAACUUCAGUGUGUGGGACUGCAGAGCAGGCAGCCGGUGUUCCUCUUUAUUGGCUCAGAUGCCUUCAACUGCUGUACUUUUCUCUCUGGCUUCUUGCUCUUGGCUGGGACACAGGAUGGAAACAUUUAUCAGCUGGAUGUGAGGAAUCCAAGGGCUCCGGUACAAGUCAUCCACAGAUCAGGAGCGCCAGUCCUGUCCCUGCUGAGUUUCAGAGACGGAUUCAUUGCUAGCCAAGGUGAUGGAAGCUCUUUCAUUGUCCAGCAAGACUUAGACUAUGUCAUUGAGCUCACUGGGGCUGACUGUGACCCUGUGUACAAGGUGGCCACAUGGGAGAAGCAGAUCUACACAUGCUGUCGAGAUGGUCUCGUGCGACGCUAUCAGCUCUCUGACCUCUGACCCCUGGGAAGAGGAGUCCCAGUUAUGACAAAGAGUGACCAUGAUCACCAGUGAACAGAAACCCCAUCGUCAUGGACCAUGGAAAGACCAUGAGUGCCCUUUAUUGAGUGGGCACUGUUGGCAAGUCAUAGAAAGUUGGCUGCAGUGGCCCAUGUGAAACUAUCAUUCCAUGGCAGGGCCUACCUUGAACAGAGUAGGAAGCUCACAUGUGCGCCCCGCAUCUGUGCCACCUUCUUCCUGUAUCAGCUCAGCCAGCAGCGUAGGACGAGGAUGUGGAUGCUUGCAGUUAGAUCUCACCCUGACUCUGUAAAAUGUUUACAAGGACCCGAGGCCUAAAGCCUGUUCUGUGGAGGAAAUAAAUAUCUUUGGAGGAGUCUGAAUUUGA